Tarenaya hassleriana is the source of this 726-nucleotide messenger RNA. Its product is annotated as cyclin-B1-2. The transcript is spliced from 4 exons. Bases 90 to 515 code for a protein of 141 amino acids. Gene Ontology annotation, cellular component: cytoplasm; nucleus. The record is from RefSeq and is a predicted model, not a curated record. NCBI's taxonomy places the organism in Eukaryota, Viridiplantae, Streptophyta, Magnoliopsida, Brassicales, Cleomaceae. Gene Ontology annotation, biological process: proteasome assembly.
UUUCUCAGUUCGUUUUCUUGCCCAGAAAGCCGCCGAGAAAGUUAAAGGGAGAGAAACAAGCAAGGAGAAGAGGAAGUGAGCGAGAGGAAAUGGAAUCAUCGAAAAAGAUAGCUCACGAGAUCGGUGGUGUCAAGAACGAUGCACUUCGAUUUGGUCUCCAUGGCGUUAAGAGCGACAUCGUUGGAUCUCAUCCGCUCGAAUCCGCUUACGAAUCUGAGCGGAAAGUGCAGGAGGAGAUGAGGAGGAAGAUCAUUAUGAAUACCUAUGGAGCUGCCCUUCCGUUGAAGAUGGAUCUGGACAGGCAAAUCUUUUCACGAUUUCAGAGACCUCCUGGACCGAUUCCGUCUUCUAUGCUCGGUUUGGAAGUCUACACAGGUGCAUUAGAUGAUUUCGGCUUUGAGGAUUACUUGAACGAUCCUCGCGAAUCCGAGACAUUCAAGCCGGUAGACCUCCACCACGGGAUGGAAGUUCGUGUCGGCCUCUCCAAGGGUCCAGUCUGUCCGAGUUUCAUGUAAACCCUAAACAUAUUUCAUGCCGUGGAAAACGUUUCCAUCUUCAGAUCUUCAGUUUGUUCUGUCUUUUGUUUGAAUCCUGAAUCUGAGUGAGAUUGUGUAAUGAUUGUCUUUUAACCUGUCUUACUUGAGUUUGGUGUUUUACUUUCUCGCGAAAAGUGUGUUUUCAGGUUCCAAGUAAAAUGUUGCACAUUAAUGUUAUUAUAUUAUCGUU